Messenger RNA from Phyllostomus hastatus (greater spear-nosed bat), 4110 nucleotides. It is a transcript of the gene RASGRF1, whose product is annotated as Ras protein specific guanine nucleotide releasing factor 1. The transcript is spliced from 28 exons. Lineage: Eukaryota; Metazoa; Chordata; Mammalia; Chiroptera; Phyllostomidae. Bases 42 to 3815 code for a protein of 1257 amino acids. Gene Ontology annotation, cellular component: plasma membrane. Gene Ontology annotation, biological process: Ras protein signal transduction; positive regulation of GTPase activity. Gene Ontology annotation, molecular function: protein binding; guanyl-nucleotide exchange factor activity. The record is from RefSeq and is a predicted model, not a curated record.
AGAAGAUGUAAGCGCGGGGGUCUAGCUGGCCUCGGAGCACCAUGCAGAAGGGGAUCCGGCUGAACGAUGGCCACGUCGCGUCCCUGGGGCUGCUGGCGCGCAAGGACGGCACGCGCAAAGGCUACCUGAGCAAACGGAGUUCGGACAAUACAAAAUGGCAAACCAAGUGGUUCGCGCUGCUGCAGAACCUGCUCUUCUACUUCGAAAGCGACUCCAGCUCGCGGCCCUCAGGGCUCUACCUGCUGGAGGGCUGCGUCUGCGAUCGCGCGCCCUCCCCCAAGCCUGCGCUCUCAGCCAAGGAACCACUGGAGAAACAGCAUUACUUCACGGUUAACUUCAGCCACGAGAACCAGAAGGCCUUGGAGCUGAGGACAGAGGAUGCGAAGGACUGUGACGAGUGGGUGGCGGCAAUUGCUCACGCAAGCUACCGGACCCUGGCCACCGAGCACGAGGCUCUGAUGCAGAAGUACCUGCACCUCCUGCAGAUCGUGGAGACGGAGAAGACGGUGGCCAAGCAGCUGCGGCAGCAGAUCGAGGAUGGGGAGAUCGAGAUCGAGCGGCUGAAGGCAGAGAUCGCGUCCCUGCUCAAGAACAAAGAUCGGAUCCAGGCCACGCAGACCAUCACCCCGAUUGACGAGGACAGUGACAUCAAGAAAAUCAAGAAGGUGCAGAGCUUCCUGCGCGGCUGGCUGUGCCGGCGCAAGUGGAAGACCAUCAUCCAGGACUACAUCCGCUCGCCGCACGCCGACAGCAUGCGCAAGCGCAACCAGGUGGUGUUCAGCAUGCUGGAGGCCGAGGCCGAGUACGUGCAGCAGCUGCACAUCCUGGUCAACAACUUCCUGCGCCCGCUGCGCAUGGCCGCCAGCUCCAAGAAGCCCCCCAUCACGCACGACGACGUCAGCAGCAUCUUCCUCAACAGCGAGACCAUCAUGUUCCUGCACCAGAUCUUCUACCAGGGCCUGAAGGCCCGCAUCUCCAGCUGGCCCACUCUGGUCCUGGCGGACCUGUUCGACAUCCUGCUGCCCAUGCUCAACAUCUACCAGGAGUUCGUGCGCAACCACCAGUACAGCCUGCAGAUCCUGGCGCACUGCAAGCAGAACCGCGACUUCGACAAGCUGCUCAAGCACUACGAGGCGAAGCCCGACUGUGAGGAGAGGACGCUGGAGACCUUCCUCACCUACCCCAUGUUCCAGAUCCCCAGGUACAUCCUGACGCUGCACGAGCUCCUGGCCCACACCCCACACGAGCACGUGGAGCGCAACAGCCUGGACUAUGCCAAGUCCAAGCUGGAGGAGCUGUCCAGGAUAAUGCAUGACGAGGUCAGCGAGACGGAGAACAUCCGGAAAAACCUGGCCAUCGAGCGCAUGAUUAUCGAGGGCUGUGAGAUCCUGCUGGACACCAGUCAGACCUUCGUGAGACAAGGGUCCCUCAUCCAGGUGCCCAUGUCAGAGAAGGGCAAGAUCACCAGGGGGCGCCUGGGCUCGCUGUCCCUGAAGAAGGAGGGUGAGCGGCAGUGCUUCCUCUUCUCCAAGCACCUCAUCAUCUGCACCCGGGGCUCGGGCGGGAAGCUGCACCUCACCAAGAACGGGGUCAUUUCCCUCAUCGACUGCACCCUGCUGGAAGACCCCGAAAGCACCGAGGAAGAAGCCAAAGGGUCCGGCCAGGACAUGGACCGCCUGGACUUUAAGAUCGGGGUGGAGCCAAAGGACUCCCCGUCCUUCACGGUCAUCCUCGUGGCCUCAUCCCGCCAGGAGAAGGCGGCGUGGACCAGCGACAUCAGCCAGUGUGUGGACAACAUCCGGUGCAACGGCCUCAUGAUGAACGCCUUUGAGGAGAACUCCAAGGUCACGGUGCCGCAGAUGAUCAAGUCCGACGCCUCCCUGUACUGCGACGACGUGGACAUCCGCUUCAGCAAGACCAUGAACUCCUGCAAAGUGCUGCAGAUCCGCUACGCCAGCGUGGAGCGGCUGCUGGAGCGGCUGACGGACCUGCGCUUCCUGAGCAUCGACUUCCUCAACACCUUCCUGCACUCCUACCGCGUCUUCACCUCGGCCCUGGUGGUGCUGGACAAGCUCAUCACCAUCUACAAGAAGCCCAUCAGCGCCAUCCCCGCCAGGUCGCUGGAGCUCCUGUUCGCCAGUGGUCAGAACACCAAGCUCCUGUACGGGGAGCCCCCCAAGUCCCCCCGCGCCACCCGCAAGUUCUCCUCGCCGCCACCGCUGUCCCUCACCAAGAAGUCCUCACCCAGCCGCCAGCGCAAGCUGUCCCUGAACAUCCCCAUCAUCACGGGCGGCAAGGCCCUGGACCUGGCCGCGCUCGGCUGCAGCUCCAACGGCUACACCAGCGUGUACUCAGCCAUGUCGCCCUUCAGCAAGGCCGCGCUGGACACCAGCAAGCUGUACGUGUCCAGCGGCUUCACCAACAAGAUUGCAGACGAGGGAGACACGGCCACGGAGAAGCCGGAGGAGCCCUCGGCACUCGGCAAGCAGAGCUCGGAUGUCUCCGUGAGGGAAGAGUCCGACACCGACCCAAACCAGAGCGACGACGCCGACGCGGAGACCUCACCCAGCAAAUCUCCCACGACGCCAAAAUCGGUGAAGAGCAAAAAUUCCUCAGAGUUCCCGCUCUUCUCCUACAACAACGGGGUCGUCAAGACGUCCUGUCGCGAGUUGGAGAACAGCCGCAACAGCCUGUCCGCAGCCUCCGCCUUCGCCAUCGCGACCGCGGGCGCCAACGAGGGCACCCCGAGCAAGGAGAAGUACCGGAGGAUGUCCUUGGCCACCGCAGGGUUUCCCUCCGACCAGAGGAACGGAGACAAGGAGUUCGUGAUCCGCAGAGCGGCCACCAACCGAGUCCUGAAUGUGCUCCGGCACUGGGUGUCCAAGCACUCGCAGGACUUUGAGAGCAACAAGAAGCUCAAGCGCAAGGUGAUUGGUUUCCUGGAGGAGGUCAUGCGCGACCCGGAGCUCCUGUCGCAGGAGCGGAAGGCCGCGGGCAACAUCGUCAGGACUCUGACGCAGGAGGACCCGGGGGACAAUCAGAUCACGCUGGAGGAGGUCAUGCAGAUGGCCGCAGGCGUGAAGGCCGAGCCCUUUGAAAACCACUCGGCGCUGGAGAUCGCGGAGCAGCUGACGCUGCUGGACCACCUGGUCUUCCGGAAGAUCCCUUACGAGGAGUUCUUUGGGCAAGGCUGGAUGAAGCUGGAGAAGAACGAGCGGACCCCUUACAUCAUGAAAACCACCAAGCACUUCAACGACAUCAGUAACCUGAUCGCUUCGGAAAUCAUCCGCAGCGAGGACAUCGGCGCGAGGGUGAGCGCCAUCGAGAAGUGGGUGGCGGUGGCCGACAUCUGCCGCUGCCUGCACAACUACAACGCGGUGCUGGAGAUCACGUCCUCCAUGAACCGCAGCGCCAUCUUCCGGCUGAAAAAGACGUGGCUCAAAGUCUCUAAGCAGACCAAAGCUCUGAUUGAUAAGCUCCAAAAGCUUGUGUCCUCGGAGGGCAGAUUUAAGAAUCUGAGAGAGGCUCUGAAAAACUGCGACCCGCCCUGCGUCCCUUACCUGGGCAUGUACCUCACCGACCUGGCCUUCAUCGAGGAGGGGACACCCAACUACACGGAGGAUGGCCUGGUCAACUUCUCCAAGAUGAGAAUGAUAUCCCACAUUAUCCGGGAGAUUCGCCAGUUUCAACAAACUGCCUACAAAAUAGAGCACCAAGCAAAGGUGACCCAGUAUUUACUGGACCAGUCUUUUGUGAUGGACGAGGAAAGCCUCUACGAGUCUUCUCUCCGGCUAGAACCCAAGCUGCCCACCUGAAGCUGGCCCUCCCAGAACCCACCGCUCCCCAGAGACACGCUACUCCCGUAGAGCCAGACUAGGACUCUCCGUGCCGGUCCUGACGUCCUGACGUCGUGCAAACACACCCCCAUCUCCCUCCGCGCCUGUUUCCUGACACUGUCUCCUCGUCUCUCCGCCCCGCCCCUCGCUCUUCCCGAAGGGCACGCAGAACCGUGCAUCCACGACUCUUAGGAAAAGUCCUGCUUCUGUCCUCCCCCAGCCCAGGCUCUGGGCUGAGUGGCCUCCCUCCCAGCAUGUCCCAUUAGUCGUUAAA